UGCCUUUAUCCUAACCCUCUGUGUUUAGGACAGCAUGAGGACUUUAGUGGUGUGGACAGCACUCAGCGUAUUUAUGCACAUUGCAGUAACAGCCUGCUCAGUUAAAAGACUUGGCAGUAACCCUGGGCGGUUCGCCAAUGCCACUUUAGUGCGGCUGUCGGAGUAUUUAAGUGCUGGAUAUAAAAAAGGAGUACGGCCUGUAAAAGACUGGCGAGUCUCAACCAUGGUGGCCAUCGACUUAAUGGUCUAUUCAAUCCUGAAUGUGGAUGAGAAGAAUCAGGUUUUGACAACAUAUGUGUGGUACAGGCAGCAAUGGAUCGACGAAUUCCUUGUUUGGAAUCCUGAAGAUUUUGAUGAUGUUCGCCAGAUCUCAAUCCCAACUGCAAAUGUCUGGGUACCUGAUAUUCUCAUCAAUGAGUUUGUAGAUGUUGGAAAGUCUCCUGACAUUCCGUAUGUGUACGUAAGCAAUGAGGGACUUGUGCAGAACUACAAACCUAUUCAGGUGGUAACAGCCUGCUCUCUCAACAUCUACAACUUCCCCUUUGAUGUCCAGAAAUGCAACCUUACUUUCCAAAGCUGGCUGCACACUAUUAAUGACAUCAACAUCACGCUAAUUAGGACCCCGCAGGAAGUGAAGGAUGACAAGAUUUUGUUCAUGAACCAGGGAGAGUGGGAGCUGCUGCACGUCCUGUCCAAGUACAAUUCCUUCAGUGUGGACGGUGAUGACCACUAUGCUGAAAUGAAGUUCCAUGUGGUGAUUCGCCGCAGACCGCUGUUCUACACCGUCAAUCUACUUCUCCCCAGCAUAUUCCUGAUGGUGAUGGAUAUAGUGGGUUUCUACCUCCCCCCUGACAGCGGGGAGAGAGUAUCCUUCAAGAUCACUCUGCUGCUGGGAUACUCCGUCUUCCUCAUCAUCGUCUCCGACACACUGCCAGCCACCGCCAUUGGCACCCCUCUCAUUGGUGUGUACUUCAUUGUGUGCAUGGCCCUUCUGGUGAUCAGCCUCACUGAGACAGUGCUGAUUGUAAGGCUGGUGCAUAAGCAGGAUCUGCAGACCCAUGUGCCACAAUGGGUGAAGUACCUAGUCCUGGAGAAGGCCACCAUACUACUCUGCAUCCGCAACAAGAAGUUCUGCUCCCUGUUGGCGCAUGAGACUGACCUGCCACACUACACGGAGAAUAACAUGAACACAGCACGUUGUAACCACCACCACUAUGACAGCUCCAGAGACGUGGACAGGAAUCUCGUUAUGGGAAUUCCCAUUCGGGAAAGCACUCCUCCAGUCAUGGACAACAUCCUGCAUGAAGUCUCGUCCAUCCGGCAGUACCUGGAGAAGAGACAGGCGUGUCGAGACAUUGCAAAGGAGUGGUUGCAGGUGGGAUACGUGCUGGAUGUACUGCUCUUCAGAGUCUACCUGCUGGCCAUGCUGGCCUACAGCAUCACCCUGGGCACGCUCUGGUCCGUCUGGCAGUAUGCCUGAGAGAGCAUACAUCCUUUUUGCUGCCUCUUUACUUAAAAGCAGUUGCUGUGUGUUGACAGUUAACACAUCUGUGUAAAAUUGACAUACACUCGACACAACUGGUGUGCCACACCAGAAUUGCUAAAUGGUCAAGCACUGCAGUAAAACUGCAGUAGGUGUGUCAGCGAGACUCACUGUGCCCCUCAACAAUUUCAGCUUUUAUUGCAAAAUAUAACCGCUGAUGUCACUUUAAAUGUUGGAUAAAAUGUUUGGUUGUGUAGAAGUAUGUGUAACAUCUGAAUAAGCAUUAUAGAAAUCUAUAACGACUUUAAAGAUAAAGUCUGAACCAUAAACCAGAGCACCUAACCAGCAUUUGUAUCUGUAGCUACUAUUGCUGUAUCUGUAGUGACUUUUUAAAAAUUUAACCCCCUUACAGAAUAUUCAUGUUUUUAAGUGUAUUUAUUACGUGUAUAUGAUUUCUUAGACAAUUCACAG
Molecule: messenger RNA, 1954 nt
Organism: Clarias gariepinus (North African catfish)
Lineage: Eukaryota; Metazoa; Chordata; Actinopteri; Siluriformes; Clariidae
Gene: htr3a
Product: 5-hydroxytryptamine (serotonin) receptor 3A
Exons: 9
Coding region: 35-1480 (481 amino acids)
Biological process (GO): chemical synaptic transmission; monoatomic ion transmembrane transport; regulation of membrane potential
Cellular component (GO): postsynaptic membrane; synapse; neuron projection
Molecular function (GO): neurotransmitter receptor activity; extracellular ligand-gated monoatomic ion channel activity; transmembrane signaling receptor activity
Source: RefSeq, a predicted model, not a curated record